CUAAUUCUAGUUUCUACUGACUUCUAGAUAGUUCAAAGCUAACAGACUUUUGGGAGCAAUUUUGACCUAUUGCCACAUUACUGUUUGCCGAAGGGCUUUACAGUCGGUAUGCAGACACAAAAGUAGCAGUACCACUGGCUAUUUUCUGGCAGGACGAAGCAUGCAUUGGUUUCCUGUGGGUGCAUCAAUAUUUGCUACCGACAUUGGUGCCCCAACAUUCGUUGGUUUGGCUGGGAACGCCGCUGUCUCGGGGAUAGCUUGUGUAAUAUACGAAUGGCAUGCUAUAUAUAUCCUGAUAGCAUUGGCCUGGAUCUAUGUCCCAGUCUAUGUAGCAAGUGGGGUAUUUACUAUCCCAGAAUACCUCAAGAAAAGGUUUGGUGGCACGCGGCUUCAAAUGUUAAUGUCGGGUCUGUCCUUUAUUCUCAACGUCCCCGCCAAAAUAGCGGUGGCCUGGCAGCGGUCAUCUAUACAGACACGUUACAGAGCGUGGUCAUCUUAAUUGGUGCAGUUGUUCUCUUUGGUAUAACCUGGUCGGAAGUUGGUACCUGGCACAAUUUAGUGGCAAUGUAUAGUCAGGCCAUCCCAAACAAGACGCUAGAGAACUCAAACUACACCUGUGGAUUCCCAAGAAAAGACUUCAUGCACAUUUGGAGGGACCCGGUCAAAGGAGACAUUCCAUGGACUGGUGCCGCCUUUGGUUUGACUCUCAUUGGUAUCUGGUUUUGGUGCUCUGACCAGAUCAUUGUCCAGAGAUCUCUGUCCGCCAAAAAUAUGAAUCACAGCAAGGGAGGUGCAGUGUUCGCCUCUUACCUGAAGCUAACGCCUCUAUUCUUGUGGAUAAUUCCUGGCAUGAUUAGCAGGAUUCUUUAUCCCGAUGAGGUUGCGUGUCCAGACCCAGAAAGCUGCCUCCAGGCUUGUGGCAACCCAGCUGGAUGUUCCAACAUCGCCUACCCUCUACUGGUGGUAAGGAAAAUGCCAGAAGGAUUGAGAGGACUGAUGCUGGCAGGCUUCCUGGCCGCUCUCAUGAGUACGCUGUCGUCAAUCUUCAACUCGGCCACUACUCUGUUCACCAUGGACAUCUGGAAGCGGUUUAGAAAGCGCGCCACUCAGCGCGAGCUGAUGAUUGUAAGCAGAGUAGUUGUCCUUGUUCUAGUUAUUUUCAGCAUCCUGUGGAUUCCUGUGAUGGAGAGUGCCAAUGGUGGACAGAUCUGGAACUACAUUCAGACGUUGUUCUCCUGUGUGUCGCCUCCGUGGUGUGCUGCCUUUUUGCUGGCGAUUUUCUGGAAGCGAACAACAGAACCAGCAGUAUUCUGGAGUCUGAUCAUCGGCUCCUUACUGGGCAUCAUCCGAAUGGUGCUGGAGCUACUCUAUAGGGGCUCUGCCUGCGGGACAUUCAAGCCGGACCCCAGACCAGCCAUUCUGAAAGACAUCCACUUUUUUCACUUUGCAAUCAUACUCGCCUCGGUCACCGCAAUACUGACAGUGACAAUAUCUCUCUUUACAAAACCUCGACCUCCAGAAAAGCUUCGUCGUGUCACGUGGUGGACACGUGAUGACCCGGAAGAACUUGAAGAGUCAGACUCAGACGAUAAUUUAGAAGCGGAAAUGAAAUCUGAGGAAGUGAUCAGCGCGCAGCCAUCUCGGCUCAAGAGAUACAUUUACAAGUGGCUGUGUGGUUACGAUGACAGGCCACGUCCGAGACUGACCCUAGAGGACAAGCUGCUGAUGAGAAAAAGGAUGCAGGACAUAGGAGAGGACCCUCGUGCUAGGAGAGUAAAUAACGUCUUGGCGGCUAUUGCUAUAAUUAUAACUACAUUCCUGUUAGGUUACUUUGGCUAGGUUGCAUAAGCCUAAUAAUGUUACUUUAAAAUGCUGCUGUGGUUAGACUACAUUGGUUAGGUUAAUCUUGUAACGACAUUGUAACAUUGUUACUGUGGUUAGACUUCAUUGGUUAGGUUAAUCUUGUAAUGUUACUUUAGUACGGCUACUUUGAUUAUUGGACUUUGUUUGUGUAGCUGUAUGACUAACUGUUAGCGUUAGGUCUCAGUUUCAUCCCCGCAAUGUAAUCAACUCGUCAAAUAUGGAAACCCCACGGGGGAUUUUGUUGCCAUUUUGUAGCCUAUUCCUCAUCUCCAACAGAGCGUGUCCACCCGGCUGACAAGUGUCGUGAGGGGACAUCAUCGCUAGCCUUGGUCCUGGCAAUGUCAUCAAACUUAUCUUAAGCAGCGUUGCAGUUGUCUCUCCCUGUAGUCCACCACCCAAUUUUAUACAUGUAUUUAUAUUUUGCACUUCGGUAGGGCUCCAUAAAUGUUAUCAGGUGUACUUUAUUAAAACAUUGAUUUUACUUCAUUUUCAUGUUUAGUUUAUGCUGUGUAUCAUAGUGUAUAUCUUCCUAUAAGGAACCUUUCGAAGCUCAUGCAAUAAAGAGAUUUCUAGGAAAUCACAUUUUCAUUAUGUUGUUAUUAACAUUACAAAGAGCCACAACUCGAUGUAGUCUUUAACAGGAAGAUUUUAAAGUAGUGAGUUCCCUUGUUCUUGUUCAAGAAACUAUAGAAAUAUCUUGAUGUGUCAUUCAGCUAAAAGCUUUUGUGGGAAAUGCAGGAUCGUGUAAUUCAAAGAAUGUUGCACCUCUUUUAUUUCAGUAAUUCCUGUCUUUAUUGUGUAAAUUAUGAUAACUAAU
Molecule: messenger RNA, 2680 nt
Organism: Biomphalaria glabrata
Lineage: Eukaryota; Metazoa; Mollusca; Gastropoda; Planorbidae
Product: sodium/glucose cotransporter 4-like
Exons: 15
Coding region: 274-1839 (521 amino acids)
Biological process (GO): transmembrane transport
Cellular component (GO): plasma membrane
Molecular function (GO): D-glucose:sodium symporter activity
Source: RefSeq, a predicted model, not a curated record